Molecule: messenger RNA, 7379 nt
Organism: Ictalurus furcatus (blue catfish)
Lineage: Eukaryota; Metazoa; Chordata; Actinopteri; Siluriformes; Ictaluridae
Gene: osbpl6
Product: oxysterol binding protein-like 6
Exons: 24
Coding region: 1653-4559 (968 amino acids)
Cellular component (GO): perinuclear endoplasmic reticulum; intracellular membrane-bounded organelle; cytosol
Molecular function (GO): cholesterol binding
Source: RefSeq, a predicted model, not a curated record
AGUAUGAUGUUAGGCUUAAAGCACUAUUUAGAUUAAAAGUUCAUGUGAUUAGUAGGAUGGCAGCUAGAGUAGUGGACUGCUUUGUGAUGGAUACACACUAGGACCUGUUGCACUCCACCAGGUGGCAGAUAUUUUACAGUGAGCAUGGUUAAAGCUGUCAUGAUGUUUGAUGGAUGCGAUGUUUGUGCUGCUAUAAUGAGGCAGAGCCCUGAAUAUGUCAACCAACACCUCCUAAAUUAGGCAUAAUGGGUUUUCAUUCAUCUAAUAUAAUCCAAUAUUUUUAAUGAUCAUUAUGCUGAUAUUUUCUAGAAGAGUCUGAGGUUAAUCCAUCCAUCCAUCCAUCCAUCCAUCUUCUACCGCUUAAUCCUUUUCAGGGUCACUGGGAACCUGGAGCCAAUCCCAGGGAGCAUUGUGCACAAGGCAGGGUACACCCUGGACAGGGUGCCAGUCCAUCGCAGGGCACAAUCACAUACACACUCACAUCACACACUACGGCCACUUUAGACACGCCAAUCAGCCUGCCAUGCAUGUCUUUGGACUGGGGGAGGAAAUCGGAGUACCUGGAGGAAACCCCUGCAGCACGGGGAGAACAUGCACACUCCAUUCGGGACUCGAGCCCUGGACCCUGGAGGUGUGAGGCGAACGUGCUAACCACUAAUCACCUCAUGAUUAGCAUAGUCAAUGUGAAUACAGGAUGGUGCUUGUCUGUAAUGUAAUACAGAGUAAGACUGAUUAAAGUAUGUACCUGAGUGCUGAUUUGCUGAAGUUAUGAAUAAAUGUAUAGCCUUAAAUGUUACAUAGAGUUUGAAUUGUUUUUCAAUGUAAGCCCUGAUUUAUAUAUUUUUUAUUUCUUUUUUAAACAGAUAUGUAUUUUCGAUUCUGUGAUUCAGUAGGCUGUUUUUAACUAUACAAACUGAGAAGGGAUUUUCCGCCAAGUUAGGUUACGAUGCUUGACAUUCAGACCGCUUUCUCCUUUGCUCAGGCGUUUAUGCGCAAUAACGAGCCGCUCCGGCUUUUUCGCAGAACCAGCUGUGCAGUCCAGCCCGUGUUCCUCCAAACCCCGCCUCCUGUGCUAGGAUUGGUCAAUGCGAUGCUAGCUGCGCUAGGAUUGGCUAGUAAUGAACGAGAGUUCGUUAGGGAUGGCUCCGAAUUGAAAUGCAGCCAAUCCCAGAGCAGGAGGCGGGUUUGUCAGAAUACGGAUGGGAAGAAAACAGUGCGGUCCAGUCCAGCUCUUAGUGCAGCUCGGCCUCUGAAGUCAUCGUCUUUACUGCAGGGAGGAGCGUGCAGGAGCAUCUGUCUCUAGUGCGUUCAAAUUCAACCACACACAGCACUUUGCUGACUUUAGCUAGGUUAUUUAUGGCUACAAAAAAACCUUUAUCGGUUUAGAGCGUGAACAAUACACCUCAUAGGAGAUCAUCAAUGGAACAGUGAUAUCUGUUGACGGAAAAAACCAACCCGAGAGCCCGUGAUUACAGCAUCCGGAACCGGCCGCAUCGCUUUUAUGCGCCAAGAAGAUGGUCAAUUCAGCUAACGGUGUGAAGCUGUAAGUCCCCAUUGAGGCAGCUUUCUCUGGUCAUGUUGUUUGCCAGUGGUGAGAGCAGAACUUGAGGGAAGACAGACAGAGAGAAAGCACGAGGGCUGCUUUUGUCAUCAUGGCACACCACCAUUCGCGAGGUCAUCAAGGCCGUGCUGCUAGUAUGGAAGAGAGGAGUGCCACGCCUGUCCAUAAGAGCUCCACCCCUACACACAAGAGUGCCUCCUCUUCCUCCUCCUCGCAGAGAGACAGCAGACAGGAGGCAGACAGCUGGGAGAUCAUCGAGGGAUUGAAGAUUGGCCAGACGAAUGUCCAGAGACCUGAUAAACAUGAGGGUUUUAUGCUGAAGAAGAGGAAAUGGCCAUUGAAGGGCUGGCACAAGAGAUUCUUUGUUCUGGAUAAUGGAAUCUUGAAGUACUCCAAGUCCCCCAUAGAUAUUCAGAAAGGAAAGCUGCAUGGCAGUAUAGAUGUCGGCCUGUCGGUCAUGUCCAUAAAGAAGAGAGCCCGACGCAUAGACCUGGAUACAGAGGAGCACAUUUACCAUCUCAAGGUGAAGUCUCCGGAUGUGUUUGAUGCCUGGGUGUGUAAGCUGCGUCACCAUCGUCUGUACAGACAGAAUGAGAUUGUGCGUUCUCCUCGUGAUGCCAGCUUACGUACCUUCCCUCCUCCUGCCAGCAUAGACUCACCCCAGACAACCCCUGCUUCUGCUCACGAACCGAAGCAGCAGGCAAAGCCCAACUCUCUGCCCUGGCAGCCAUCUGUGCCCUGCACCACCAGCCUGCCACCGUCCUACAGCAAUGGUCAGAGCAAAGUGGUAGCAUGGCUACAGGAGUCAGAGGAGAUGGACAAGUGUGCCGAGGAGCUUGCCCAUUGUCAGUCCAGUUUGAUGGAGCUGAGUCGGUUGCUGCAAAAUUUGGAGAUCUUACAGAGAACACAGUCAGCACCGAGCUUCACAGAUAUGCAGAGUAAUUGUGUAGAUUUAUCAAAGAAAGACAAGCGAGUCAGCAGAAGAUGGAGAACAAAAAGUGUCAGCAAAGAUACAAAAGUGCAACUGCAGAAAGAAGAUCAACAUGGAGCUAUAAUAAUGAAAUGGUUUUGCUUUCUCAGUCAGUGCAUCUACCUAAAGCUUUCUGAACUGUUUUCACUCCACACUGAGAUGAAAAAGGCAGAUUCACUGCUGGACUGCAGUAAUGGACUCAUGACUCAUGUACCUCUGAGCACAAGUAUGUCACCAAUGCGUCUUCAUGCCUCAAACCCGAAUCUAUGCGCAGAGCUAGUUGAUUACCAAACCCCAGUCACCCGUCUGACUGAUGGCAUCGAGUGUGCCAGUGAUUACAUCAAACUGCAAGAGGACUUCUGCGUCAUUGCUCAGAAAGUGCACUCACUGCUGAAGUCUGCUUUCAACACUGUUGCCAUUGAGAAGGAGAAGAUCAAGCAGGUGCUGUCAGAGCAGGAGCUGUCGAGCCAGUCGGCUCAGAUCAUGACCUUAAGACACUCUCUAUCACAGGCCCUGUCCCAGAACGCAGAGCUGAAGACUCGACUGAAUCGUAUCCACUCAGAGUCUGUGCUGUCAGAGCAGGUGGUCAGUGUUAACAUCAUCAGCAGUCCUGAUGAGGCAAGUGAACAGCUCCAUGAUGGGAUACCUCUCACUCAGCAGGCCUCCAACGAGAGCAGACUCUCCAUGUCAGAAUCCGUCUCUGAGUUCUUUGACGCUCAGGAAGUGCUGCUGUCAGCCAGCUCAUCUGAGAACGAGGGCUCUGAUGAUGAGUCUUACGUCAGUGAUGUGAGCGAUAACAUUUCAGAGGACAAUGCCAGCGUAACAGAUAACAUUUCCAGACAAAUGCCGAACGGAGAUGUGGCCGGGGGCGUGUUUCGAAACGGGAGGCGUACAUGUCUGCCUGCUCCAUCUCCUGACGCCACCAAUAUUAACCUGUGGAAUAUCCUGAGGAACAACAUCGGUAAAGACCUGUCUAAGGUGGCCAUGCCUGUGGAGCUGAAUGAGCCUCUUAACACUCUGCAGCACAUGUGUGAGGAGCUGGAGUACACCGAGCUGCUGGACAAAGCAGCCGAGACUGAUGAUCCCUACGAACGCAUGGCGCUGGUAGCUGCGUUUGCUGUCUCAGCGUACUCCUCCACAUACUACCGCGCAGGCAGCAAGCCCUUUAACCCCAUACUGGGAGAGACGUACGAAUGUAUCCGAGAAGACAAGGGCUUCUGCUUCUUCUCUGAACAGGUGAGCCACCAUCCCCCAGUCUCUGCCUGCCACUGUGAGUCCAAAAACUUCACCUUCUGGCAAGAUGUCAGAUGGAAGAAUAAGUUCUGGGGGAAGUCUAUGGAAAUCCUCCCCAUUGGCAUCGUAAAUGUCAUGCUUCCCAGCUAUGGUGAUCAUUAUGAAUGGAAUAAAGUGACCACAUGUGUGCACAACAUUCUGAGUGGUAGAAGGUGGAUCGAGCACUAUGGAGAGAUCACAAUCCGAAACACCAAGAGUAGUGCCUGCAUCUGCAAACUCACCUUCAUCAAGGGUAACUACUGGAGCUCCAAUGUGAAUGAGGUGCAGGGCUUUGUGAUGGACCAGGAGGGGAAGGUGGUCCACAGGCUCUUUGGGAAAUGGCAUGAAGGUCUUUACUGUGGUGUACCACCCUCAGCUAGGUGUAUCUGGAGACCAGGGUCGAUGCCUACAGACUAUGAGCUCUACUACGGCUUUACCAGGUUUGCUAUUGAGCUGAAUGAGCUUUGUACGGAGAUGAGGGAGCUGCUGCCACCUACAGAUGCUCGUUUCCGACCAGACCAGAGGUAUCUGGAGGAGGGGAAGCUGGAGUUAGCUGCAGCUGAGAAACAGAGGAUCGAGGAGCUUCAGCGGGCGAGGAGGAAGUGGCACGAAGAAAGCAACACCAAACAUCAGCCACGCUUUUUUAAAAAAAUUGUAGACUCGAACCAGAGAGAGAAGUGGGUGUCCAAUAACACAUACUGGGAGCUGCGUAAGGAUCCUGGCUUCCUCAAGCUGGAAAACCUUCAACUGUGGUAGCAUCUAAAUGCUUGUACGAAACAUAUCACCAUAGCUACAGACUCCAGAAGCUUUACCUAUGCACAGUACGGCUUACAUUGAAGCGCAGCGGCACGGGACUAUACUGACGGCUUUCACAUGGCUCCCGAGGGAUGGAUGAGGACAGACUCUGCACACGCUGCCCCACCGCUCCCUAUCCAGAGUCUCUCUCACUGUAGUAACAUACAGAGACAGGGUCGUUGUCACAGCAACCGUCUGGGAGUUGUAGAUCUGUCCUGUUGAAGCCCGUCAGGCUUCCCGUUUACGCCCUUGCCUUAACAAGCCGCUUCUUAAUAACCCAGUUUUAUGCUUUUAGUGAAAUCGGUUUGAUUUCUUCAAGUGUAGACCGGCAGUGUGAAUUUUAUCUCUCGGUUACAUAGACAAUAUCUACAGAAUAUCCUGCAUGUUUAGAUGGCAGCUUUCAUUGGCAUCUGCUACACCGACUUGUUAACAUAUCAUUUGUAGUUUUGAAACGUAACCGUAUUUUUGUAAGCUGUCAGAGCUGAGAACCUCAUUGCCAGCGCAGGGACUGUAGGUUUGUCCCGACAGUGGGACACAUAUAGACCAGCCAGUUGUUUUCUUUUCAUUCAGCACCAUUUGCUAUCUUUCAACUGGUUAGUGGCUAUGACGUGGAAUUGCCUAAGAGACACAGGUACCGUUUUGAAUCACAUUUUGUCAAGUUUGAUUAUAAAUGUAGUUGCGUAUACUUUUGAAAAUACCCUCAGAGCAUUCUGAUCCUACUGAGAAUCUGCCGUCUAAAUGCGUUUAAAGACCCUAGAAACAUGGCAUCUCUGUGCCGUAACCCUGUCAGUGUCCAUGAUUAUAGCGUCUCUUACAGUAGAUCCAGACAGAAGACAUUUACCAGGUUGUGUAUACUUUACACACUGAUCACCUAAGAUUGCCCAUCAUUCCCCAGGCAUGUAUUUUUAGCAUAUCCUCUUAAGAAAAGCUCAUGUGGCUAUUUUAGGAUUUAAUUGUUUAGUUUUUAAAGGAUUAAAUUAAGGAUUAAACCCUUAAAGGGUUUUAAAGGUUUCAUUUUGUUAAAUUGUAAGAAUAUAAGUGGAAUGUAAAUGUAAACUGUUCUUCCAUUUGCUGUGUGUGUGCCAGGUUCAGGACAUCCGCGCUCUCUCAGUAACAGCUGAUCUAUUUCUACAUCAGUGACACCUAGUGGCAACCCUUAAAAAUGAGAUUUUGUUUGUUUGUUUGUUUUUUUAAGAAUAUAGAUUUAAGGUUUUGAACUUUUAUGUCUCAAUCAAUGCAGUCAAAUUAGAAAAGAUGUUACUAAAUCUCUAUUCUAACUCUUAUUACACCAUAAUAAACCUCAAACCUUUGUUUAGAAAGCCUGCUUAAGCUAAUGGCUUAUUAACUCUUUCGUGUUGUGGGCAGUGUUGAGAAUCAGUUUCUUUUUCCAACCAAAGACAAGUUUUUAUAUUUAUUUAAUGCAAAUUUCCCAGUUUCCAAUUUAUUUUGUUGUGUGAAUGUUUCUAUUUGACCUAGAAGACCUGCACCCAUGAAACAAAAUUGUAGGUUUUGCUCCAGUGAUUUUAACAUUGCUUUGAAUAUUAUUUUUCAAUGUGCGGUCUUCGACACAUUGAUCACAAAACAUAUUUUCCUUUAAGAAAUUGUUGCAUUGGUUAUGCAUAGCUCAUUGGAUCAUACUGGAUUGUGCCCAGUACGUUGAGUACAAUGAACUUACAAGCUGUUCUUUCUGUUAAACAGGAGUCACGGGCGACAAGGUCAUGUGUUCAUUUGAACUAGUUAUAGAGAUUAUAGGCAGAAAAGAAAAAUCCUCUCUUUAUAAUAUCAUGUCACUAGAUUACCAAAACUAUAAUGGUAGUUCAAAAACAUGUGUAAAAUGUAGAGUUACAUAUCUGUAAACAGACGUUCUCUCACUAACAGAAUCAUGUAUCAGUGCAUCAGUCCCACUUGCUGUGCCUUACUGCAUCUAUAUAAUACUAACACAGUACUGCACUAUAGUUAUAAUGCGUGUUAAGUACUGAACACACACUGUAUACCCGAUACCAGUGCACCUUCUCCCUGAACUAACUCUGCUGUCUAGAACAGCAGUCAACAUUUCUGCAUAAUCUGUAACUCUGUAUCCUUAAUCCUGAUUUGAAAACAAACAGGCAUCAGUCUUUUACCUGGCUGCUGUAUCAAAGCAAAGGCAAACCUGAUACAUUUUUAUGUGCAAUAUAUAUGCAAACAGUGCACCACUUGUGGUUUUACUGAAUUUGUCAGGCAAGCUGAGGGACAUAUUCACUGUAGCGUACAGUGCAGUUAAAUGUUAUUGUUUGGUUUCUCUCUCGCUCGUAGUCACCAGCAUGAGGGACUGGAUAUUUCAACCAUCUUUUAAUUUUAAUAAUUGAAACAUUGAGUCGAUUAAUAAAUAAUCCCAGGUACAAAUAUCUCAAUCUGAUAUUCUAGUCAAGUGUACAUGUAUGUAAAGAGAAGGAACAUCAGCACAACAGAAAAAGAUACUGGAUAUCUCUGACAAUUUAUCAUCGUUUUCUACCUGCAUGUGUACGUGGCAUAGCCUGCCAAUCGACGAUGCUGAUGCCUUAUAAAGAUGUUUUGUUUCAGUAGCAGUUUUUGUUUUACAGAUAGAUUUAUUAAUUGAUUUUCAUUAUAUCCAGUCUGGCAGACUCUACACUACUGUAAGUGGUGUGUUCUGGCUGAAUAAAUCCAUUUUACAACGGGUCUCGUCUGACGAAGUGCAAUUGUAUAAAUGCAUAUUUCUCUUUCCAUGAUCACUGUACACCGCUGCUACAUAGUGCUUGUUCCAAUAUACUAAACUGCUGGAAA